AGAUGAUGCUGUUACUAAAUGUGCUAAAUGUAUGUUUUGGGAAGAAACUUACAAGAAGAGCAGAUAUUUCAGCUAAGGGUUGGAGGUAGCAGAGGAGAGCUGCGUAACCUGGGGCUGCAACUCUGUAGGAAACACGGACAGCCCGAGAUAAGCAAGUUCUACAAGUUCUAUGUCUCUCAUCUGCAGACAGUUAUUCCAGGUUUUUAUUUUAGUUCCCCAGCAGCAGAAACAAACCUUUCUGGAUUCCCCAUGUUAGAAGCAGGAUAUACUGUAUAGGUGUCACACUUGUCUGGCCCAUGUAUAGUGGAAACGGCAGGUUGGAAAAGAAGGCUGAGGGUUUUAACAGCAAAUUUAACAGCAAUGCAACGAAGACUCAUUUCAGCAAUAUUAUUUUUGUUCCAUGGUAGGGUACUAAGCGCACUUUUCACUGUAGAGGCUGCCAGAUCCCACUACACUGCAGAAUAUGGUGGUAAAGUGAACAUGGAGUGUCAUUUCCAGGUGGGGCAAAAUACGAAUGUAGAUGAUGUGGAAGUCUAUUGGGAAUACAUUGCAGCUGAUGGCAGAAGAAAAGAAGUCAUUAAGUUAAUUAAAGGGACAGAAAACCUUUCAGCCCAGCAUGAAGACUACAGAGGGCGUGUUCGCAUUAUAAAGGAAGAACUGUAUAAGGGACAUGCAGUCCUGCAGAUUAGCAAUGUAAUGCUGACUGACUCAGGACGCUAUAUUUGUAUUAUAUCAGCAAAAGGAUCUGACUACAAAUCUAUGGGUCUGACUGUGCAAGCUCAUUACAGAGAAAUAAAUACCCGUGUCACAGACAUUAUGGCAUCCCCGGCAAAGAUGGUGAAACAGAUUGAAUGUCAGUCUAUAGGGUACCCAGAAGCUGAGGUGACCUGGUUUCAUGCAGAAAAGAACCUGAGUUCAUUAGUCAAUACCAGCUACAUAGUGACUGCCGCUAAACUCUUCAAUGUCACCAGUGUCGUUAGAGUCUCCUCUUUUACUAAUAACACAUUCACCUGCAUGUUCUGGAAUGGAGCCUUUCAAGAAGCAACAGUUCUGACUUUCACCAUACCAGAUUCAGAUGAAAGUCACAACACCAAUAAAAGGAGUUGCCAGAUGUCUGUCACUGCUGUUGCUGUUGUUGCUGCACUCUGCAUAUUUAUUUGUGUUUAUAUAAAGCAAUGUGGUAAGUUAAUAUCAUGAUAACGAUAACUUAUUUGAACCUUGAUAUUUGGAGUUAACCGGAUCAGUUACUUCAUGCUAAGUUAUAACCAUUGAAGAGUGUAUGUUUUAAAGUACUUUGGUGGGUUUUUGUGUGCAUCAAAACUGUGGCCUUAAAGGGCAUUGAAAAGUUAAUUCACUAGGUGAUGUCAAUAUGUUAGAUACCCAUAGUGUAUGUAAAUUGUAUAUCAACUGGGGGGAUAUCCUGGGUGUAUGGGAGAGCCAGUUGCUUAAAGACUUUCCCUCACAAAUACGCUGCAGUGAUCAUUUUAUGUAAAAAUGCCUGUAAUGUAUACACUAUACAGCUGUACCUCCCUGUGCCUUACAAAAGUGUAGGGCUUUCUUAAACUAAUUGAUGAAUACACAAAGCUAAGCUGUAUUGUGGAAUAAUGGAUACUAAAAUGGUGUUGCUGAACUACAAUUAUUAAUAACUCAAGUGAUACAGCGUGAGUGGGCGGUAAAUGCUGAGAACUGUGAAUGUCUUGAUGUUAUUGAGAUCCGUGAACAGCAAAAAGGUGUUGCUUAACUUUAAUCAUUGGUGCCACAAACAAUGCAUGUAAGGGCAUUAACCUCUUAGAUAAAGCUAGCUUGUGUUUGAUUUUAAUCAUUUAGAUUGCUUAGAUUUGUGAAUUGUAAAAAGAUUUUGUUAAGAAUUUGAUAUACUGUAUGUGCAUUUUUGGGGAGAUGUUAUUGGUGAAUAAUAAAAUAUGUUUUAUCAUAAAUUGAAUGUGAACAGCGGUUACAAUGUCUAAGGGCAGCUAAUACUAAUUUACGAGUACAAGCAUCGGGUGCUGAGUGAGAGGCCUCUUGUUUGGUUGCUCUUUAAAACUUAAAUCCGUUUGUUUGCUAUGUAUAAAAUAUGGCAUGAAGUUUAGAUCAAGUCACUGAAAUAGAGACGUGCAGAAAUGAUUAUGUAAUAUAAAGGAGAUAGAUGUAAUAAGCCAACAUGACAACAAGUAGAUAUGAAGCACAAACACAACUAAAAUACAGAUAAAACUGCCUACCCAAAAAACUAAUGAUUCCCAGCCUUAAAUGCAAAUUUAACGUGUGUUGUUUGUUUUACUCAUACUAUACAUCCUUUCUAAGUAUUGUCAGAUACCAUGAAUACAUGAUAUUCUCUAAGUAUAUUCCAUGUUUCUUUUUUUCUUAUAUGAGAAAUUACCGCCUUCUUAUAUAAGAAAUCCAAAAAGCAUUAAAAAAAAAAAAAAAAAGUCAGGGGGAAAAGCUUAAUUUUCCUUAAUUAUAAAUGUUUAGUCUGGUAUAGAAGGAGAAGAUAAUUUAAAUAUUGAAAGCGCAGGUACAAGCAACAAAAUGAAUAAAGGGAAUGGAUUAGUGCUAAGUAAAGACUGCCAAAAAUGAAAUCCUUAUUGAAAUUCGCAAUUUAAAUUUUAACUAUACAAUAUAAUCACUUCAGCUAAGCAUUUCACACUCCUGCCAUUUGGAAAAAGGUACUGAAGCAUUAGGGCCCUCACUACCAGACUGUGUAACAGUUUCUUCCCCAAAGCCAUAAGGCUCCUGAAUACUCAGGGACCGGACAGAUCUCUCUAACACACACAU
Molecule: messenger RNA, 2772 nt
Organism: Xenopus laevis (African clawed frog)
Lineage: Eukaryota; Metazoa; Chordata; Amphibia; Anura; Pipidae
Gene: cd274.S
Product: programmed cell death 1 ligand 1
Exons: 6
Coding region: 361-1197 (278 amino acids)
Source: RefSeq, a predicted model, not a curated record